Molossus molossus (Pallas's mastiff bat) is the source of this 2009-nucleotide messenger RNA. RefSeq names its product neuronal pentraxin receptor (gene NPTXR). The record is from RefSeq and is a predicted model, not a curated record. The coding region runs from base 1 to 1686 and encodes 561 amino acids. NCBI's taxonomy places the organism in Eukaryota, Metazoa, Chordata, Mammalia, Chiroptera, Molossidae. The transcript has 6 exons.
AUGUCCAAGCGGCGGCAGCAGCGGCCGCGGCAACAUCUCCGGCUCCGGCUCCGGCUCCGGCUCCGGCUCCUCCCGCUCCCGCUCCGGCCCCGCUCCGGCCCCGCUCCGGCCCCACGCUCUCGGGCCCCGUGCCCCGACCCCGCCGCCGCGCCUCCGGGGGCCUCGGGAGCCCCCGCCGCCCGCCUCACGCUGAAGUUCCUGGCCGUGCUGCUGGCCGCAGGCAUGCUGGCGUUCCUCGGUGCCGUCAUCUGCAUCAUCGCCAGCGUGCCCCUGGCGGCCAGCCGCGCGCGGGCGCUGCCCGGAGGCGCCGACAACGCCUCGGCCGCCGCGGGCGCCGCGGCCGCGUCCCCGGGCCCGCAGCGCAGCCUGAGCGCACUGCACGGUGCGGGCAGCUCUGCCGGGCCCCCCGCGCUGCCCGGGGCGCCAGCGGCCAGCGCGCACCCGCUGCCGCCCUUGCCCCUCUUCAGCCGCUUCCUGUGCACGCCGCUGGCAGCCGCCUGCCCGUCGGGGGGCGAGCAGGGCGACGCGGCGCUGGGCGAGCGCGAGGAGCUGUUGCUCCUGCAGAGCACGGCCGACCAGCUGCGCCAGACGGCGCUGCAGCAGGAGGCGCGCAUCCGCGCGGACCAGGACACCAUCCGCGAGCUCACCGGCAAGCUGGGCCGCUGCGAGAGCGGCCUGCCACGCGGCAUCCAGGACGCCGGGUCCCGCCGCGACACUAUGGCCGACGGGCCCUGGGAGUCGCCCGCGCUGUUCCUCGAGCUGGAGGACGCCGUCCGCGCCCUGCGGGACCGCAUCGACCGCAUCGAGCAGGAGCUCCCAGCCCGCGUGAACUUCUCAGCUGCCCCUGCGCCUGUGCCCAUGGUGCCCACUGCCCUGCACUCCAAGAUGGAUGAACUGGAAGGGCAGCUGCUGGCCAAGGUGCUGGCACUGGAGAAGGAGCGCGGGACCCUCAGUCACAGCAGCCACCAGCAGCGGCAGGAGGUGGAGAAGGAGCUGGACGCCCUGCAGGGCCGCAUAACGGAACUGGAACACGGGUCCUCAGCCUACAGCCCCCCUGACGCCUUCAAGCUCAGCAUCCCCAUUCGCAACAACUACAUGUACGCCCGCGUGCGGAAGGCGCUGCCCGAGCUCUACGCCUUCACCGUCUGCAUGUGGCUGCGGUCCAGGUCGGGCAGCUCUGGCCAGGGCACCCCCUUCUCCUACUCAGUACCAGGGCAAGCCAAUGAGAUUGUGCUGCUGGAGGCGGGCCCCGACCCCAUGGAGCUGCUGAUCAAUGACAAGGUGGCCCAGCUGCCCCUGAGCCUGAAGGACAAUGGCUGGCACCACAUCUGCAUCGCCUGGACCACGAGGGAUGGCCUGUGGUCUGCCUACCAGGACGGGGAGCUGCGGGGCUCCGGAGAGAACCUGGCUGCCUGGCACCCCAUCAAGCCUCAUGGGAUCCUUAUUCUGGGCCAAGAGCAGGAUACCCUGGGAGGCCGGUUUGAUGCCACCCAGGCCUUUGUGGGUGACAUUGCCCAGUUUAACCUGUGGGACCAUGCCCUGACAUCUGCCCAGGUCCUGGGCAUUGCCAACUGUACUGGACCGCUGCUGGGCAACGUCCUCCCCUGGGAAGACAAGCUGGUGGAGGCCUUUGGGGGUGCAACGAAGGCUGCCUUCAGUGCCUGCAAGGGGAGAGCUAAGGCAUGAGGGGCCACCUCACCAAGGGCCCCUGCCAGUUUGGGGACCUUACAGGAGGGGGAACACAUUCCCCCCACACUGGCCUCCCCUCCUGCUCCACUCCUGACCAUGCCCCUCAUUUCCCCUACCUACACCCACACCUCCAGAAUGCCCUGCCUAUGAUGGCUGCCCCCUGAUCCCACUUGGAGGGGGACAAGCAGCUCAAGUCAAUAAGUCAAGCCUGGGUGAGGCCAGGGCCUGGCAGGGGUGGAUAGCAGUGUCCAUGGCUCUGCCCACAGCCAUCUCUUACCCCUGCCACACCCUGUCCAUCAACCAUAUCUGAUUCCACUGAU